Messenger RNA from Colletotrichum truncatum, 1488 nucleotides. RefSeq names its product hexose carrier protein. Gene Ontology annotation, molecular function: carbohydrate:proton symporter activity. Lineage: Eukaryota; Fungi; Ascomycota; Sordariomycetes; Glomerellales; Glomerellaceae. The record is from RefSeq and is a predicted model, not a curated record. Gene Ontology annotation, cellular component: membrane. Gene Ontology annotation, biological process: carbohydrate transport; transmembrane transport.
AUGGGCCGUACCGUCACCGCGCUCUCAGCCUUGUUCUUGUCAACGGGUGGUUUCCUCUUCGGAUAUGACUCCGGAAUCAUCACCUCGACCAUUGCUCUGCCAACUUUUAAAGAGUACUUCAGUGAUCCAUCGGAUACCACCAUAGGCGGCAUUGUCUCCGCCUUCCAGGGUGGUGCUAUCCUUGGAACAGUCAUCAACAUGUUAUUCGCUCAUGCUAUGGGUCGACGCAAAACCAUUCUCUUUGGAGCUUUGGUAUCCUGUGUGGGAAGUGCUCUCCAAGCUGGCAGUACCAGCAUGCUCAUGCUCAUUAUCGGCCGAUUUAUUGGGGGGUUUGCCGUGGGGCAGCUUACUUCCACUAUUCCGAUGUAUGCUUCAGAAAUCUCAGAAGCCCAAUACCGAGGAGUUCUCUCUGGUCUACUACAAUGGAUGUUAAGUUGGGGCUUUUUGGUGGCUCAAUGGCUUGGAUACGGUUGUUCGUUCAAUGACAAUGAGUUUUCAUGGCGGUUUCCCCUUGCCUUUCAAGCCUUUCCAGGGUUGAUUCUCAUCGCUGGUAUUUGGUUUCUUCAAGAGUCUCCCAGAUGGCUUAUGGAGAGGGACCGAUAUGAUGAAGCACAACAAUCGCUCAACGUAUUGAGAAGUGGCCAGGACCAGGGUCUUAUUGAUCUUGAAUUCAGGGAAAUUCGAGAUGUGAUCCUAGCAGAUCGAGCUCUUGGAAACAUCACUUGGAAGUCAAUCAUCACGAAACCCUCUUGGCGCCGGCGUCUAAUACUUGGAUGCGGCGUCCAAGUCUUCGGCCCUCUCAGCGGCAUUAACGUCAUCAACUACUACGGGCCGCGGAUCUACGAAAUCUUAGGAAUCAGUGCUCGCGAGUCGCUUUUGAUUGUUGGGAUUAACGGUGCCCUAUCGAUUAUCUGGUGUACAAUUGGUCUUUACUUACUCGAUCGAGUUGGUCGUAUCAAGCCGCUCAUCGUUUCGGCUGCCGGGUUGGCUGCAUCACUUCUUGUGAACGCAGUACAGGGCCAAUACUUUACGCCUAGUAAUCAGGCUCAACUUCGGAGUAUGGUUGCAAUGAACUUUGUCUUCCAUCUUUUUUAUACGCCAUUGGGAAUAAUUAGCUGGGUUUAUCCUGCUGAGAUUUUCCCUGUGGAAGUUCGAGCUCUCGGCAACGCAAUUACAACAUUCAGCAACUGGACUGUCAACCUUAUUUUCGCCCAGUUUACCCCGAACGCGCUGACUGCACUCGAAUUUAGCUAUUUUUACUUGUUCUUUGCGCUUAACAUCGUUGCGUUCUUAUGUUAUUGGUUUUUCUUCCCAGAAACAAAGGGACGCACACUUGAACAGAUGGAUGAGCUCUUCGGAGAUCAGUUGGUUCCGCAUGCAAUGCGGGAUUCUGAUGCUGCUAAUGCUGCUUUUGAAAAAGACCAAAAAUUAGCGGAACAAAUUGAAAACCACGAAGAGACUAAUACAAAGUUGAAUCAGAGUGUUUAG